Messenger RNA from Durusdinium trenchii, 5459 nucleotides. The record is from the annotation of a GenBank genome assembly. Lineage: Eukaryota; Dinophyceae; Suessiales; Symbiodiniaceae.
AUGGCGCGCAGCCAAAACUCGUUUGAGCGCAUCUUCCCACGCGAGGGUGAAACAAAGAGAACAGACAGUCCACCAUCUGUCCAUGAGCUGUUUGCUAUGACCAUGCGUGACGAGCUGUCAGCCUCCCAGUUUGCGGAGGCACUCGUGAGUUUGCAUGGCAUCCGCCUGACGCCAGCUGCUGCAAGACUGCUCUCAUCUGUGGAUGCUGGUUGUGGCAGGUUGGUCUUCCGCCAGUUCCAAAAGGCACUGCAGGAGGACUCGCUGGAGCCUGUGGCGGUUUCCGGGCGACCAAAUGUGUUUGUGGACCAGGCCAAGGGCAUCAUGCUGGACAAUGCAGGAUCACCUACGCCACCUGCUCUUCGAGGUGACAAUUCCAGACCGCACACGGAUAUCUCAAGGGAGGACUUCGUGAAGGCUAACCAGCUGGCCAGCAAGAUGCAGGCACUGGGACCUUUCCGCAGCAAUUUGGUGGUGCCCAGCAACGAUCCUUCCAUCAACAAUCCUCUGGUGCCUCAUGAGGAACAAAGUGAUGACACAGGGCGGGAUACGAUGCGAACGGCCACACGUAUGUUCAUAAGUGGAGAGUUGGACCGCGCCAGCUAUGAGCAGUUCCUGACCCAGCAAGGAGUUCUGCUGAAGCCUCGGUCCUGGCUUGCUAAGUUGGGUGGCCGACGCCUCAAGGCGCCUAAGGCGCGAAGGGUGGUGCCCACGGUAGCCAGGUGGUUAGCCGACAGAGGUGCUCUGACAGCCAAAGGUGAACGGCUGAAAGGAGAAAGGGCGAGCCUCAGCAAUGUUGUACCACUCCCUCCUGCACCAGUGGUGCACCUUUUGGGUGCCAAAACGAAUCCACGCCGCCCACGCCGGUUGCAUCGAGUGCUCUCGGAGGAAACCUCUGAGGAUUUCAAAGAGCUUGAUGAGUUUGCAACAACAUUGACUUCCGAACUGCCCAUUCUGCCCAAAGAGGCAAAUGCAGGCAAAGUCUUGGAGCAGUUUGCCCAUGGUGCGAGCAUCGGCUACGGAAGCGUUUUCUGUACUGGACCUGAUGUUCCACCAGGCCUUCAUCCGCAAGGCAAGAAGCGUGCGCAAAGGCCCUCAAUGAUGCGAAUCCUUUCAGGACAGAGCAUGAGCAUUUCGCAGAGCCUGGGGACGAGCGAUGUCAUACAAUGGAAGAAACGAAGAGAGAGUCUCGUUUCUGUUGCGUCAUCGCAGGGUGUCACGCAGUUGGCCAUGAACAGACCUGAUCGAGGUGGAUCGCCAGCUGAGAAGCUCGUAGAUGACGAAGACAAGCUUAUGGACUUGCCAUUUCAGGACACUGGUCACGAACGCCAAAUGCUGCCCUGGAAGCCGGCCCGGCAGCUUCUGAAGCCUGGCAGCAUCGCAACAGUCCACACUUCCAGGGCUCAGAGUGCACGCGCUUUGUCGGCUCGAUCUGAAGUGGCAAAAGAACAUCCACACGGUCAUACAUGGUCAUCUGGCCCUUGGCUCAAUAGGCUACCCGACCGGAAAUGGCAUUUACGACAAGCCUCGAUCAGUGCAUCUCUAGCAAGCAUGGCGUACCACGGACGGCCAGUAGUGACCCUUCAGGAACUCAGCGCAGUGGAGGAAGGAUCGCCAGGCUCUCCACAAUCACUUGGAAGAACUCUGCAAAGUUCAGUCGAGUACAUGCACUUCCAAGGCUGGAGUUUAGACGAUGACUAUGCCUGCACCCUUUUCCGGCAGAUAAAGUUCCAGGAUCUUUGUGUGAUCAACCUCUCGGAAAAUCGUCUUAGCGAGAGCUUUGUCACCUUCCUUUUGGAGGUCUCUCAGCAUCAGCCUCUCCGGAAUCUACACAGUUUGCACCUGGCAAAGAACCAGCUGGGGCCCAUGGGAGGACAAUCUGUGGCAAAAUUGUUGGAAGUGGUGAAAUGCCCUUUACGCCACUUUGACAUCUCAGACAAUGCACUCGGCGAUGCAGCUGCUGCACAAAUCUGCGACUCCCUUCGACAGGCGUGUCGAGCGAGCCUACAGGGUUUGCGCAUGGCCAAGAACCUCCUGGGCUCUGCACGCUUUGGUGUUUCCGUUCAAGCCCUUUUACCACAGGCUGUUCAUUUACAAGCUUUGGACCUCCACUGGAACAAGAUUGAUGGUGGUGACGCCUGCAAUGGUGCCUAUGUUGACGACAUUGGGAUGGUUCGCCCGCAGCUAGAGCAUCGCGGUGCCCCUCGAGAGGUGGAGGAGCUUCUUCAGCGCGAGCGUGUCAGGAGGCAACUGGAUGGCUGGGUUCGGAGUAUGCCUCAGCAGCUACGACCAGAGCGCAUGGGACGCUUUAUUGAGGAAGUGAAGCUAGCGAAUGAGCCGUUUAGUCCCUCUUUGCGUCGAGUGGAGAAGUCAGACGUGUUUUCUGAUGGUGACCUUGGGCUUGAAAAGGCAUGGGUUGGGGUGCAUGCCAAAGUGCAGCCUGCACCCUUCUCCUCGCACCUGGAAGAGGUCAGUGCAACUGAAAGCUGCUGCUGGAUUUGUGAAAACUGGGUGGAGCAAGAGGUGUGCUACAUCCCAGGUUGGUCGGGUCCAGCUUCAGCAGAAGAAGUGGUAGAUGUCUUUGCCUACUUCAGUGUUGAUGGCUUCUCAAGGCCCAGCCGAUUGAACCGGAGUUUGGAACGCUUCUGGGCCCGGGACUUCGUGGACGUUUCGGCAGAAUCAGAGUGGACCCGAAGGCCUUUUCUGGACGACGGCCGUCUGAUCUGCUUUCGUGGGAGUCGAAUGCUACCUCCGAGCUACGAGCGGAUUCAUGUGAUCUUCCAGGUAAAUGAGGAGAUCUGCUGUGCCAAGCAUUUGCCCAUCGUGCCCCUCUUUAGCGAGACCUAUGUCCAGCUACAUUGGGAUGGCCGUCCGAACCUGCAGGAUCCACUGCCUCCACUGCCAACUCCUUUGGACAGAGAGCCUGUUGAGAUUGCACAAGCCAACGAGAUUGACGUCCACACUCACGCAAAUGCAGUUUUUGAGCAGGGUGCAGCUGACGCCCUCUUCGUGUUGGAGGACCCUCAUGGAGCACGAAACACUGGGAUAGCACCACGAAUCCUUAUGGAGAACCGAGAGAAGCGGCCAUGGACUUUUGAGAAGUCCAUUCUGAAGGAGUAUCAACAAGAUGCCAAGUCUAUCAUCACAGAGUGCUUUCGCAAAGACUAUGCAAUCACCAGGCUGGACCGACUCUGGAGAAAGCUGCAGAAAGAUCGACCCUAUGAUGUUGCAGCCGUACUCAACGUGCUGGAAUCUCACUAUGAAUCUUUCAUGGCUGCCUAUUGUUUUGAGUCAACUAUGGACUGCAGCGGCAAGAGUUGCGGACUCUCCCUUGCAACCUUCUCUCGCUUGCUUCUGGGAUCUGACGCAACACAAGACAGCAGGAACUUGUUUGAUGUGUCUCCUCAUUCCAGCUCCCGUUCGAGAAGGGCAACGCUGCUGUCCGAGGGAACUGUAAGGAUCCCGCGAACUGCGGCGGGAGAGCUCUUGAAAGCGAGGGCUUCACUGCCUUCCACACUGGAUGAAUCUCAUCCUCUCAAUGAAGGCUUCAACUUUGGGAAGGCUGAUGCCAUCUACACUGCAGUGUUGGUAGACUUGGAUCAUUUGGAUUCCAAGGUUUGGAAGGGGCUUCCAGCGGAUGGUCUUGCUCGCUUCCAAUUCCUGGAGGUUCUGGUCAAUUGCAGUUUGGCAUCGGACACCUACAGUCCAGUGGUGACUUUGCGUCGGUGGAUCAAAUCGAUCGGGCUUGGGCAGCAUGUGAUGAGCUGCAGGAAAAAGCUCCAUGCGGUGAUCUUCACCGAGGAUUGCUGCCAUUGCAUGCGCAGACAUCAGAAGAUCCUCCAGGACGUGUACGGCACCUACCAGAAGCGUUUCCGCAUCCCUACUGAGCCAAGUCUGAUGUCCUUCAGCGCUUUCGUCCAGUUCCUACAGGACUGCAGUUGCCAAGCAUUCAGCUUGGAGAGUGGCGAUCUUCGGAUGGCCUUCGCUUUGGGCAAGGAGCUGUGCGUGGAGCAGCACCGAAGCCUCCGGCACAUGGUGCUCAGCUGGAGCGAGUUCUUGGUGUGCACCACUGCGGCCGUAUACCUUUCGGGGGACUUCCCAGAAGAGGAGCUUGCAGACAGGCUCUUGGAUUUCAUUCUGGAUGUGCUUCCACAAGCGCUUGAAGCUGGACGUGCAGCAGAGAUGCAAGAGGUGGGCUACUUGACCUCUGGUGGAGACCCUCGGACACUACAGUUAGUGGGCUUGCUCACUCGUAUCUUCAAUGAUGCCGACGAGGAUGGAUCUGGGUGGCUGACAGUGCAGGAAUUCUUUCAGGCACUGCAGCAACCUCGCAUCAUCGCAAGCUUGGAAGAGCUAGGUGUUGUGGUCGGAGAUGUCAAGCUGCUCUUCCUGCGGAUGGAUGUGGAUGAUUCAGGCGAAAUUUCUCUCCGGGAAUUCAUCGAGGGCCUGUUGAAGCUUCGAAACGACAUGAUCGUCCUGGACAAGGGCAUUCGUGCGGUGCGGAAGGCCUUCCUGAAACUGGAGACCAAGUAUGGCACCGGCAACGUCACGAAAGACCAGUUCUUGGAGUACGCCAAGAAUCCCAGGAAUGCUGAUGCCCUGGAGAAAGCUGGCAUUCGGGAAUCAGAUGUUGGUGAUGUUUGGGCAGCAGCAGAACAGGCCAAGAGCAAAGGCACCGGCACUAUCGUGACGGCUGAGUCUUUAGUUGCAGGGUACAUGGACCUUCACUUGGAGAAAGGUCGCAUCAUCCGAGCCAUGAACUUCCUAAACUCGAUCUUUCAAGUGGCCGAUGUCGAUGGGAGUGGUGCGUUGAGUAAAGUGGAGGUGGGCAAGUAUUUGUGCAGAAAGGAGGUCACCGACAAAUUGAGCUCGCUUAAGCUCUUUGUUCCUGACUGGCUGGAGAUGUUCGAUGCAAUGGACGUCAAUGGUGAUGGUGAUUUGACAUGGGCGGAGCUAUCAACUGCCAUGAAGAGCUUUUGGACUCAGUCAUCACAGGAGGCGCCUGAAUCUGCGGAGGAUGGGCUUGAAUGCAGUCAAAACUCCUUUCCAGACAUGCUGUACUGUAGUAUUUGUCACAUUUGUGUAGCUGUUCCUAUAGAGAUCAUCAGACGGGACAGCAACACUCGAGGGCCCCUCGCAGCACCUGGAGAGAAUGAGCUCUUGAAGUGGUGAACAGCAGCUCUCGCCUACACUUCUCAGGUCAAAAGAUGUGGAUUCCGCCUUUCUCAACUGUCUGGAACAUGUUUGCAGGGCAGGACUCUGGAAGCAGAAUCCUGAACAACCCUCGCUUAUCUGAGUUGAGGAUUUCCUGGGCUCUUGAUAAUGCACACUGCAAGGGAAGCACUCAAAGUGCUCUUCUCUUGCGUUUCUUUAGAGCGCGCGUCCAAGGCUUAGCUAUGGCUUCGCGUUGUACAAUGUUGCCAAGGUGUUUUCUCUUGGCAAGAUAUUUCCGGAAAAAAGGC